This is a messenger RNA of Aphanomyces invadans, 1595 nucleotides long. RefSeq lists its product as hypothetical. The record is from RefSeq and is a predicted model, not a curated record. Gene Ontology annotation, molecular function: mRNA binding. The transcript has 2 exons. Lineage: Eukaryota; Oomycota; Saprolegniomycetes; Saprolegniales; Verrucalvaceae. Gene Ontology annotation, biological process: regulation of gene expression. The coding region runs from base 6 to 1595 and encodes 529 amino acids. Gene Ontology annotation, cellular component: cytoplasm; nucleus.
CGUCGAUGCUGCUGGGCAACGGCGGGGCAAACAUUCGCCGCCUCGCGCACAAUUCGUUCGUGCACUUGACAAUUCGACCGCGGGGAGAUUCCCCGCAUCCCGACGAUCGCCUUUUGGUCAUUUCGGGCUUUACACGAAAUGUGUUUCGCGCCAUCCGCGACAUUAUUGCGGACAUUCAGGCGCAUACAGGAUGCAACACGACCACGAACGUCGGCCCGCUCGUUGGAGACGAAGGCAGCACGUAUGUGCUCGUCCCAAGUGUGUUUGCGACGCUGAUGAUGUUGAAGGGUGGCGAAAAGCUCAAAGAAAUCGCCCAUGCCACUGGCGCGCGUUUCCAGUUGUCUCCUGUCGAAGACAUGCCGUUGGGCACGACUCUGCGCCGCCUGUACGUGCAUGGCCCCGAGCCCGCUACCCGCAAAGCCGUGGCGCAAAUUAUGCACAAACUAGCAGAGUUCAAUCAACUACCAAACGACAAGAAAGAAGACGAACUGACUUUAAAGACGGUUUUCCCGGAAUCAGCCAUGGAAUACUUGGAGAUGCCGACGCUCAAAUUCAUCAUGCGCCAGCACGGCACAACUAUCAAGAUAUUUCCGAUCGGAAAGUCGAGCGAGUGCAUCGUGACCAUCUCUGGAACACUGAGUCGAAUUCUUGCCACGGAGGACAACAUAUUGCACCUUCUCGACAUGAAUCGCGUGUCCAUGGUGUACUUGCACAAGCAGUUGCUCCACGGCAGACCAACACAGCUACCGCUGAAGCGACCGUUGUCGCCGCCAAUGGCCAACCAGUGCGCCAGUCUCUCGGGAGACACACUGGACCGAAGGAACCGUGACGACUGGGGUGGACGGGUCGUGCAGUUCCAGGCCACGCCUUUCAGCGCCUCCAAAUCCCCUCCGUCGUCUGCCAAUGUUACCAAAGCACCGUAUCGAGAAGUCUUUCGUGGAGAGAACCAUACCAAGCGGCCACGUCCAGAUGAUGCGGAUAUUGUAGCAUCCCAUCGCAAAGUUCGUCUUGUGCAGACCAACUACGACAGCAACACCGUGUCGCCAGCCCUUUUGGACAUUCCCUCGAAUGGAAAGCGCGUGAAUCCGGGUCUCGACCUCAACGCGCCGCUGCCAACUCCUCGAAACAACGACCCUGCACGCACAGUAGUUCUCGCGCAGCAAACCGAGGCCCCGCGAACAGUACGACAAGUCACCACUUCACUAAGUGCUACGUCCAAAGACGGCACGAUUGUGCUGUCCACCCAAUCUUCGAGCGACAAAUCCAACCGGGGCGUAACAUCGACGACCUCAAGAACCAUCAAAAACGACUGUUCGUCCAGCGACCGGGAGAAUUUCCCUACACUCAAGACCUUACCACAUGUACCCACAAAGCGCACAGAAGCUCCUGGACCUCAACCUGAACCACAGCCGAAAGCGACAAAGAAAAACACCACAACAUCAACACCAGCAAUCCUAAAAGUGCAACGACGCAAGUGCACUCAACCGUAUUACAUCGAACAAGACUGGGUCCUCGUACACCUCCUCCACCGAGUCCGGCGGCGGCAUCUGCACCAGAAACGACGGAAGCAGCGAAACCAGCCGACCCUCGGUUGA